UGGCUAUGGCAACCCAGUUUGUCAAUGAUAUUGGUUGGUGUUAUUUCGCUGUCAUUAGCAAUUUUUAUUAAUUUUAAAAUAUUAGGAAAGACCUUGUAGUAAAAAACAAUCAAUUAAACAAACACUCUCUCGUGCCGUUCGAACGAAAACUUCGUGUUAUAAGUUACAAGCGCUCGAUAAAUAACUGUGAUAGGCAUCGGUGUUAUGGGAAGUGUUAGUCAUGAAACACUGGCGUGUAUUUAUUGUUUUGUGCUUCUAUUUGUGUGUUAUUAAACCUUCAAGCUCCGAUAGACCCGAAUCCAUCCCGCUGCUGAAGUCCAACUCAACAUCGGAACAAAAAGUAUGGAACAUAAAACUUGAUAUUUUCUUUUCUAAAACAUUACCUGCCGUUAUCACCAGAGCCCCUAAAAGUGAUGUCCGUUUCAAAUGCGAGGCGAUAAUGAAUUAUACGAAGGUUGAAAAAUAUACGAAGAGUAAGGAAGGCACUGCAACCUUGUUAAAAGAAGCACCCCCUGAUCAUAUACAGCAGAAACUGUUAGAAAAUGUAAAAGUGUACUGGUUAAAAGACAAUAGAAUAAUAGAUGAUAAUUCAACACUCAGGAUGAAAAUAACUACUAAAAUCGAUAAGACUAAUGGCACCAUAGGUACAAAUCUGAGAAUUAAGGACCUAGCUUUAUCUGAUAAAGGUAACUACACUUGUGUGAUCAAACAGAAUUAUGAAAAGAAACAAACAUCACAAUUAAAAGUUGAACAAGGUAUUGAGAACUAUGAGAUUCCCACAUAUGCAUCACUGUUCCCUAAUACAGAUAUCUACAGCCAACUGGAUAUUAAUGUUCAGUCUACACCUGGCUUGUUAUCAGAAAAUAUACAGACACUGAAUACAAAUGUAACUAAUUCUACUGAACCACAAAAAUUAGAGCCAAUAUGUCAGGAAUACUUGGGCAGGGUUUGUGCUGAGCAUCUAAAAGGACAGUUUGUUUACAUACCUUAUAAUACAAGUCAGGCAGCUCUUGAAGACAAAUUAUUGAAAGCUUUCCAAGUAACUAAGUACUCCAAUGAUAUAAGUCCUCGCUGUGAAGGGUAUGCUGUUCCUAGUCUCUGUUAUUCAACGUUUCCUAUUUGCAGAGAUCCUUUUAUAACAAACAGAAAAUUCUACAGAGAGACCAAAAAGCUCUUCUCUAUCCAGACAGAUUCUUCCAUUAAAGAUAAUGAGGAUGACUUACCAGAAAUAGUUUUUGAGAACUUGCCUUUGGGUAAAUUGCCCAGCAUGUACACAGAUUCAAACAGUUCAUUUGCAGCAAUGUUUAAUUUCCGAUAUAAUUCAACUGUGCUGAGACGUGUCUGCAAACAAGACUGUGAGAUAUUGGAGAAUGAACUGUGCCAGAAAGAGUAUGCCAUAGCUAAAAGACAUCCUCAUAUAGGACAGCAGUUAACCCUUGAAGAGUGUCAGGAUUUGCCAGAAGAUGACCCUGACUGUCUAAGGAUUAGCAUUGGUGCAGUAAUGGUAUCUGACGAUGAAUGCUACUGGGAAAAUGGCAGUGGAUACCUAGGCAGGGUUAAUGUAGCAGACAAUGGGAUGCCUUGUAUUGAAUGGUCUAAACAGUUACAUGUCACAUUGUCAGACUUCCCUGAACUCGCUGGAACACACAGUUACUGUAGAAACCCUGGAGGAGUUAGGGAGCAGCCCUGGUGCAUCAUAGAAAAAGAUGGCAAAACAGAUAAACAUCUUUGUGACAUUCCAAAAUGUGCUCACAAAAUCUGGAUUUACAUUGUUAUAGUUUUUCUUGUCUUGACUCUGACAAUUAUUGCAUUUAUUAUUUGCUUAUGUUAUAGACACAAAAAUAAAAAUAAUGCUGCCACAAUUAGGGAUAUAAAUUUACCGAACGCUGAUAAGAACAUCUAUGGCAAUUCUAGACUGAAUUCACCAAUAGAAAUGAGUGAAUUGUUGACAAAUAAUAUUGCUAAUCAGCCUCAUCUGACAAGAAACACUCGAGGCAAUGGUGUGCUCCGCAUUCCACAAUACUCACUCUCUCAAAUAAAGUUCUUAGAAGAAUUGGGUGAAGGGGCCUUUGGCAAAGUGUAUAAGGGCGCUCUGAAAAAGAAUGGUGAAACACAAUUUGUGGCAGUGAAGGCAUUGAAAGAGAACGCUUCAGCUAAAACACAGGCAGACUUCAGAAGAGAAAUAGAUUUGAUUUCUGAGUUAACCCAUGACAACAUAGUUUGUAUUGUUGGUGUAGCAUUGAGUGAAGAACCCUUAUGCAUGUUGUUUGAGUUUAUGGCUCGCGGAGAUCUUCACGAGUUCCUGAUGGGCCGGGCGCCGCCUUCAGGAAAGGGUUUACCUCCGAUGAGAUUAUUAAAUAUUGCGAAUAACAUUGCAUCUGGCAUGCAAUAUCUUGCUUCACAUCAUUAUGUUCACAGAGAUCUGGCGGCUAGGAACUGUUUGGUUUCUGACGAUUUUAUAGUGAAAAUAUCAGAUUUUGGACUGUCCAGAGAUAUCUACAGUUCGGAUUAUUAUAGAGUACAAUCAAAAAGUUUGCUGCCCGUGAGGUGGAUGCCGCCGGAAUCCAUACUCUACGGUAAAUUCACCACCGAGAGCGACAUCUGGUCCUAUGGAGUUGUGCUGUGGGAAAUAUACAGCUAUGGGCUUCAGCCGUAUUAUGGGUAUAGUAAUCAAGAGGUAAUAUCGAUGGUCCGUGGUGGUGAGCUACUAGCAGCGCCGGCGAGUUGUCCCCCUCCUAUGUAUGCUCUCAUGAGGGAUUGUUGGAAGCACACGCCGCAAAGGAGACCUAAUUUCGAGGAAAUUGUUAAUAGAAUCCAAGAAUGGAUAAACAUUGGCGGGUGUCCAGAAACAGCAGUUUCCGAGGCAGGAAGCAGCGGUUUCAGUCACCGGCCAUCCGGGUCCAGCCGCGACUUACAAGAGAGAGUGCCGUUGCUCCCUCCUCACUGCUCCUCUUCCAACGGAUCCCUCGCAACUGGCAGCCUCAAGAAAUUCACCACUGCAGGUUCAAGCUCGAAAGUCACCGAGGAUAACUGUUCCACUUGCAGUGAAGUACCACCCCUUGGUCCCAAAACAAAAAAACAUAGCUCCGGAUCGCUUAUAGACACAGACAAAAUAGGUACGAAAGACACAGUUGUUAGGAUACUACCCAACUCACAGUUCGGAAACGAAAUUUAAGGAUGGUACAAAUCACGGAGUAGUUAGCUAAUGGAGUUAUAACUUUCUCACUUUAUUUAUCAAAGUUGCACCAUCGCCUGUCUGCACUUAUACCUAUCCUUGUGGCCGAUUUUAUAGAUGUGCGUUUUUAAACUCCAUUUGUACACGACUCCUUGGUAGAAUAGAUAGCCAAAAUUCGACAUGUUUUGCUUUAUGCAUUUUACACUUGAAAAUAAGUAUUCUAGUUUAAGAUAGGUUUGUAAAAAGAUGUAGUUUUUGUAACACUUUAGUCUUCAUAUGUUGUUUAUGUACCUAAUUGCGUCGUUCUCCUACCUUAGGCCAUCUUAGGCAUAUUGAGCGAAUAGCCUGUUGAAAGAUUACUUCCAAAUUUUCAAUACUAUGUUUCAUUAUCACAGUUUCAGUUAAUAGGUAUCUUGCCUUUCCUGUAUGUUAACAUGACAAUACAUAUACUGCCGAGUUCGAUUAAUUCAUAAGAUUUCAGUUAUUUCCAUUAGUUCCUUUAUAUUAACAUCGUAAGUGUAGGUUAAUAACGGUUGUGUACUAUAGUGUAAAUGAGUACGUAAUUAUUUUGGCAAACCAAUGUAUAUUAAGUACAUCUAAUUGGCUUUA
Helicoverpa armigera (cotton bollworm) is the source of this 3784-nucleotide messenger RNA. RefSeq names its product tyrosine-protein kinase transmembrane receptor Ror (gene Ror). Bases 221 to 3175 code for a protein of 984 amino acids. The transcript has 4 exons. The record is from RefSeq and is a predicted model, not a curated record. Gene Ontology annotation, cellular component: plasma membrane; signaling receptor complex. Gene Ontology annotation, biological process: protein phosphorylation; multicellular organism development; positive regulation of neuron projection development. Gene Ontology annotation, molecular function: transmembrane receptor protein tyrosine kinase activity; ATP binding; Wnt-protein binding. Lineage: Eukaryota; Metazoa; Arthropoda; Insecta; Lepidoptera; Noctuidae.